Molecule: messenger RNA, 4218 nt
Organism: Seminavis robusta
Lineage: Eukaryota; Bacillariophyta; Bacillariophyceae; Naviculales; Naviculaceae
Source: the annotation of a GenBank genome assembly
AUGAUUGUGGUAUUCGUAGUGGACACGUCUCCUUCAAUGGGGCAACCCAUUGCUCCGUCCAGGGGCAAGGGAAAUCAUUCCAUGCUAUCUCGCCUUGACCUCGCGAAGAUGGCAGUCGAAGACCUGGUUAAAGGGAUGAACCGCCGAGUACAAGAACACAACGUCUUUUUACAGCACCAACCACCCGCCGUGCAAAAGAGCAUGGUUCAGAUUGGCCUGGGCUACUGCCCUGCCAACCAGUACCUCUUGCUCAGUACCAGUCGUCAGCAUACAGAUCAACCUGCCACUGCUGCUUGUGGAGCAGGCGGUCGUUUGUUGGUUGGAUUCGGCCCUGAUAACAUUUAUGGCAGCAAUCACCAUCAGCAUGGAAUGGACAGCAGCCAAGCCAUGGGACACGAUCCCAUGCACUCGGGAGAUGGAUCUAUGCACGGUGCGUCGAGCAACGCUGCAAGUUUUCAGAGAGAACUGAAACAAUUGCAGGCAGCCUCAUGGGAUCCCUCCAAAGCAACCGGUAAAAAUAAAGGCUUUCCCGACGAUGCAGGAGGGGCGGGAGGAUUGAAUACUGCCUUGUCAGCAGGAUUGCAGCUCUUGUCACGAUAUCGAUUGCAGGUUCGAGAAACAGAAAAUUGGGCUAUGGGUCGCUUGCCGAAUCCUGCCAUGGUUCUUCCCAAUGGAGCCUUUGCCUCUCAUGCGUUACAGUCGGGCUGUUUGGUAUUGCUCACUGAUGGAGCCUGUCUGAGGAAGCCACCGGCUGAAGGAGGUGGCUCUCUACAACUACAACCUGGAAACAUGCCCUUGCGUGAAUGGUAUAAGGAACCAUUUCGUUGGGACCAAAGAAUUGUGUGCUUGGGUGUCGGUGGUGCAAGUCAAAAUAAUGUCUCCUCAAGUCAAUUUCUACAUCCUAGGCUGAGAGCCCUCUGUGAGGUAACAGGAGGAUGCCUCACCUUGUUGCAAUCGACAAUAUCACUGCCGACCAUGACAGAGCGUUUGCUCCGUACGCUGGCGCCGCCUUUGCCUAGAGAGCUCCCCAUGGCCGAUCCACUCAAAAGUCCUGUAACUGCCGGCCACUCAGCCACCAUUUCAACGAAUCCUCCCAAUGGAACUUCCUCAUUUAUCAAUGGUGGUCCUGUUUGUUGCUUUCAAGCCAUUGAGGGUGACAUGGAUGGAAGUGGUGGUGCAAACCUGUACCGUGCCAUGCUACUCUAUGUACCCUGUCCAUCUCCUCAGAUGACUCCUACAGACGUACCAGACACGAUCAUAUUUCAUCCACCAAUGUGGUGCAUUCCGGAAAAUUAUUUCCCAAACAGAAAGUUGGAUACACUGCCUCCACGAUCCGCCCAACCGUUGCUAAUGAUAUCGCGCUUUCCUUCCAAAAUGGGUAACAAGUCCUUUGAACCAACCAUACUCAUGAAACAGCUGAAUCGGCUAGACCAGCUCAUUCUGAGCACGCGACAAUUACAACAAUCUGCACAGCCUGGGAAUCAGGCUCCCGCCGUCACCGUAAAGAUGCUCCAUCGAGAUGUAUACAUUUGUGAGUGGGUAUCGGUCGAUGAUAGACCUCCCAAAGCACCCCAACCUAAUGUGUAUGGCGGCAGUGAAUACUAUCCAGUCAUUGUGCAAGACGCAGGUCGUCCUACCAAUGAUGACACCAACUAUCUUCAUAUUGGUAUUCUACAUGCGCCAUCGUCAACGUCUACGUUGGCAACGUCGACGCAGUCCGCUUCGUCGCGGCCAUUCAGUACUCUGACAAUGCUUCCGCCAGAGCCUCAGAUAUUAGUGCCACUUUUGCUCAAAGCAGCCGAUGCAGAGCAUCGAGCCUUCAAGAAAGCAACACAAGGAAACAGCAACAUGACUGCAGAAAACAUGGCAGCGGUCAGUCGAUCUGUACAGGUCGACGAAACCUGGAAACAAGACUUGCGCAACUAUAUUUCGCGCCUUCCGCCCUAUUAUCAGGUUGCACUGAAGCGAGGCUUGCGAUCGGUGCUGCCAACAAGUCUGCACCAGAUCCUCGCGACAGCUUUGGCAAACGAAGCACCAUCAGGGGGCGGAGGUGCAGAUGGUUCAAUGUCCUCGUCAUCCUUGUCUAUGCACUGCUACUCAAAGGCAUGUUUUCAGAAGAUUCGUGGCGCCGAGCAAGUGUCACGGGACAACAACGAACGAUUGGAACGACAAGAAGUAGAGCUUCGAGGAGUGUCAAAGCUAAUGGAUUCUCCACAUCAGCAGCAGCAACCUCAGCCACAGCAGACUUCAUCGCGGCCACAAUUGCAGCGUAGCAACAGCCAAAAUAACUUGGAGGUUGGGUAUGGACAGUACGAUCCGAGGUCGAGCACAGAAAGUUUCUUGUCAGCGCUUCGAUCAUUGCCAGCGCCUUGGCUGGUUGGUGUCGAUUCCAAGAAGCGCAAGCGUGACGGUGAGACUGCGAAAAAUGAUACACCGACAGGAAAGGGCAAACUAAAGAGCGACACAGCAAAGUCUUCGAACGCGGCGAAAAAUGAUGUGGCACCCGCCAAAAGCGACAACGAGGACAUUCACGCAUACCAUACGAGAAAGCCCAAUGCCAUGGAAAUUCUCGGUGAUUUACCCGCAGACUGUUUGAUGGCCUACUACGAGUCGCGGCGACGAUGGAUCUUUGGCGGGUCCGGUCUCACAACAAGAGGCUUAAUAGUCGAGGGAGUGAGCAAUGACGGUGGCAACGUACAACGUUGUGGCGCAAAUCCGAAUGAUUUCCAGGAUCAAUCACUGUUGUCUUUUGCUGGAGUGGGAGUAUCGACUUUGAAUGAAACAACUGUUGCGAAGAUGGGAGACUACCGCGAGCGUUUACUGUGGUCUCGUGCACCAGUAGUUGGCUACGGUUCUAACGACUCCUGUGGGGUGGCAUCUACAACUGCAGCGGAUGGGUCGCCGAAAUGGUCUGUAGACGACGAUGCACUACCCUUGACUUUCUUUGAUCCGAAGACAGGAGCAUUUGUUGACUCGGUGCAGACCAGAGUGCGCGCUCGAUUGAUGGUCAAUUUCGGAAACGCCUACAAAGACAAGAGAGCUGAUAGUCUCGUCCCUGAGAAGUACCAGAAUCAGCGCCCGUCGAACCACCACCAUGACACAACUGGCGAAAUUGCCACGCCACCAGGAUCCCCUCCACACGAUUCAUACUCCUCCAGUGUCGAAGAAGGAGAAGCAAUUUUCACCAAAUCGCCGCCACCGAAGUCGCCUCCGCAUUCCAGCAAUCUUUCGUUGUCUCCGCGACCACCACCGGCAAAGCCGCCGAAAGAGGACAACAAAGACAGCAAUAGCGUUGGAAGUACAGCAACUAGCGAACCGGACGAUUCGUCUACCGGCAGUUCUGGGCUGCCACCACCUCCCCCAACCAAACGAGCAAAACUAGAAGGAGAAUUCAAGGCUUCAUUGAAGCCAACUCCAAAGCAACCACCUAAGAAGCAACGACCCAAGCCAGGAAUCUCCAGCGACAAGACUCCCCUAGUAUCCACACCAAUGACACCGCCAACAGCCCCUCCCAAGCUUAAAUCAAGCCCAGGAAGUGCACCUAGCAGUAGUUCUUCUCCAAGACCGCCUCCUCCACCAGUAAAGUCACCCAAGCCAACGCCGGGACCUCCACCCAAGGGCACAACUGCCAAGAGACCUCCUCCUCCACCAGGGACAAAACGCCAGCCUCCGCCCCCUUCGUUAAACAAGAAACCUUCUUUUAGUCUGGCCCCAUCCAAGCCACUACCGUCGUUUCCACUGAGGCGACCCUCGAGCCUUCUCUCUGGUGCGAGUAUAGGCCAAUCGUCAUCCACGGACAGCGCCGAUGGCGGCGGCGGCAAGUCGUUGCCAGCCCCGCCUCUUCCUAAACCAACCAAGCUCGAAGCUACGACAUCAGGUGGCAGUGUGGGUAGUGCAUCGUCAGCGGCGGGCGGUGGACCCAUCAAGCCUCCACCUCCCAAACCGAAGGCUUCGAGUGCCCCUCCUCCACCGAAGCGGUCAAACCCUGCCAAACCCCCACCGCCCAAGCCUCCUCCACAACAGCAACCGCCGCAACCGCAACCAACGUCGGAGCCCACCAAGACUUUGGUGUACACGGAGAGGGACAAGAAACCGGAUGUGGAACUUCCUGCCGGAUGGAUGUGUGUAUGGUCAAAGAGCCAAAAACGUUGGUACUUUUUUGACACCAGAAGCAACCGCAGUGUUUGGCAAUGGCCUCCGCCAGCUGGUAGUAUGUAG